Molecule: messenger RNA, 1508 nt
Organism: Crotalus tigris (Tiger rattlesnake)
Lineage: Eukaryota; Metazoa; Chordata; Lepidosauria; Squamata; Viperidae
Product: testis-specific serine/threonine-protein kinase 1-like
Exons: 1
Coding region: 432-1448 (338 amino acids)
Biological process (GO): microtubule cytoskeleton organization; intracellular signal transduction; protein phosphorylation
Cellular component (GO): cytoplasm
Molecular function (GO): tau-protein kinase activity; ATP binding; protein serine/threonine kinase activity
Source: RefSeq, a predicted model, not a curated record
CUUGAGCCGGUCAGGAUCGAACUGCCCAACUGCUGGUAGCCGGCAGUCAGCAGAAGUAGCGUGCAGUACUGCCUUCUAACCACCGUGCCACCACGGCUCUUAAUCCUAAAACAAAAAUAUGGGUAUGCAGAACACAAGAGAUUAGCAAAAGGAGCCCGUGUCUGUAGAUACAUACUCUGUCCAAGAGAGUUGAGUGAUCCACUUAGGAAGUUCAUCCACCAUGUCACCACGAUAUAGGCUCCCUUGUUUGCUAUCUAGUGCAUCUUCAGUCAGGACCAAAACUGGCUUGGCUUUGUGACAUCAUGGAAGGAUGUUAAGAAUUCUGCUGCCUUGAACUUAAGGAGAGAAACACCAUUCUGAAACAUACAUAAAUCUGGACAGAGGUAGGUGAUGCCCUGUCAACCUGACGUUCCGGGUCACCUCGAGAGACGAUGGAUGACGCCGAGGUGCUCAAGAAGAGAGGCUACAUUAUGGGCAUCAACCUUGGAGAGGGCUCGUACGCCAAAGUGAAAUCAGCCUAUUCCGAACGGUUGAAGUGUAAUGUGGCGGUCAAGAUCAUCGAUAAGAAGAAAGCUCCCCGAGACUUCCUGGAGAGGUUUCUCCCUCGAGAGAUUGAGAUGUUGGCGAGGGUGAAGCAUCACGCCAUUGUCAAGACCUACGAAAUCUUUGAGACCUCCGAAGGGAAAGUGUACAUCGUCACCGAACUCGGUAUCCAAGGAGACUUGCUAGAGUUUAUUAAGAAGAAAGGAGCCAUUCCCGAAGAGAUUGCUCGUAAGAUGUUCCACCAAUUGGCCAGCGCCAUUAAAUAUUGCCACGAGUUGGACAUUGUUCACCGGGACUUGAAAUGUGAGAACCUGCUUCUGGACAAAGAAUACAACAUUAAGUUGACAGAUUUCGGCUUCUCCAAACGCCUGUCCCGUGACGAGGACGGGCGGGUCAUUCUUAGCAAAACGUUCUGCGGGUCUGCUGCCUACGCAGCUCCUGAAGUGCUCCAGGGGAUCCCCUACCAGCCCAAGGUUUACGACAUCUGGAGUAUGGGCGUGGUGUUGUUCAUCAUGGUCUGUGGCUCCAUGCCUUACGACGAGUCCAACAUUAAAAAAAUGCUCAAGCUUCAGAAGGAGCACCGAGUCCACUUUCCCCGGUCCAAAGUGCUCUCGGUGGAAUGCAAGGACCUCAUUUAUCAUAUGCUUCAGCCUGACGUCUCCCGACGGCUGUGCAUUGACGAGGUUUUGAUGCACAUCUGGAUGCAGGAACCCAAAGCCACUUCAGACUCCAUGCUGACCAAGUCAGGCGAAUGCUCGCAUCAUCAGAGCCAGAUCCGAUCCCUCUUUGGGAAGGAAACCGGUCCAGAGUUUUCGGAGAGCGAACAAGUGAAACAAGAAAUACUGCACGAGGAUCUCGAGAAGCUAGACAAUCUCCCUGACCAGAUUGAAAGGACUUCCCUCUGAAAAGAAAAAGAGAGAGACGUCAUCUCAAGACAUCUCCCCCACCCAAAAAAAAAAAAAAAA